AUGUCGGAGAACGCGAUAGGGAGAAAAAGUUUCGGAAAUUCGAGAUAUUCUCGCCGCAGUCAGGGUAGCUCGGACGCCGUGCUACCGCCUCGACGCAUGUCUCGUUUCGCUUCGAAAUUUCAGGAACACGUCCUGAAGGAGACCAUGGUGUCAAAGUUUCAAGUCAUGGAACUGGAAUUAGAACGAUCCCUUGAUUCGCAAGAUUACACGGAAGCCGAUUUCGAUAUCAAGAAGAAGUUUAUCGAAGAAGAUGAGAAAGAAAAUGACGAGGAAGAGAUGGAAAACGAAACGACGGCGUCUGAAAAUAUUAGAGAGAGCAAAAUAGCCAACAGGCACGUUCAUAUUAUACAUGAAACUGAGGACUCAACCGCACCUACCAAUGAGAUGUUCGUGGAUGUAGAAGAAGAAAAAGAGGAUGAAGAGGAAGAGGAAAUAGAAGCAGAAAUUGUUGAUAAAGUUUCAGAAGACCGGGGUAGCUGGAAUUUAGAUGAAAAAAACGAUGAAGUAUGGUAUGAUGUGUCCAUUGUGGAAUUAAUGGCUGAAGAUAAAUACAAGUUCUGCUACCCCUACGAUUCAAUCUGUUCGAAAGCCACGACAACCAAUCCUGCACAACUGCCCUCAGAUCUCAUUACAUUGAAUUGCUCUCUGGGCUAUGACUGCCAGCGAUUCUACAACUUGAUCGCGCUUGACGCUACCAUCCUGGCUUACGUCGCGGGCAACUACGUCGUCUUCUACAAUUUCAAGAUUAACAAGAAAAAAUACCUCAGGAGUUUAGCUGGCACUGGUUUCUCUGCUAUUACAAUAGAUUUACAAAAGAGAAAUUUUGCGGUUGCCGAAAGAGGCAGCAAGCCUAGCAUCGACAUCUUUCAUUUCCCGUCUAUGAGGUUGCAAAGAAUUUUAAAAAAUGGCGCCGAAAAAUCAUUCGCUUAUUUGGAUUUCAAUCCGGACGGUACAAUGUUAGCAUCGUUAAGCGGCGAACCGGACUACACCCUGGCAAUUUGGGAUUGGAAGAAAGAGGUGAUAGCCUGGAGGAGCAAGGCGUAUGGUCAGGAUAUUUAUAAAGUGAGGUUUUCAUUGGAGAGUCAGAAUAAAUUGAUAUCGGCAGGGGUCGGGCAUAUCAAAUUCUGGACAAUGGCGGAUACAUUCACGGGCUGCAAACUGCAAGGUCUCCUAGGCAAGUUUGACCACGUGGAAAUCUCGGACAUCAGCGCCUUUGCCGAACUUUCAGGAAACAGGGCACUGUCCGGAUGUGAGUGGGGGAAUAUGUUGCUCUGGGAAGAUGGCGUCUGCGUUACGGAGAUCUCCAAGAAAGGUAAAACGUGUCACGUGGGACCCAUACAGCAAAUUUUUAACGAUAACGGUUCCAUACUCACGCUCGGGAUUGAUGGAAUGAUAAAGGUUUGGGAUAUUGAAGAGAGGAUCGGCGAGCAGAAUGAGGAGCAGAUGAUCUGGGAGAUGGAUCCACUGGAUGAGAUAAAAAUCGGAAAAUACGGCUCUCAAUUACACUUCAUGAUGAAAGUUGACAAAUCGACAAACGAAACCGAAAGCGGGGUGUGGUUGGUGCAAGAUUUGGGCGGAGUCAUCUGGAUGAUUGACUUGAGUUUCCAAUUGAAUUCUUUUGAGCCACGUCAGCUGAUGUCGUGCCAUGCUGGGCCCGUGCACUCGUGCGACACUUCCGCCAUCUCUCAUUUGCUGGUCACCGUAGGGCAAGAUUGUAGCGUGCGAGUAUAUGACACGUUGAGAGCGGUGCAGUUGUGCAUGGGUCGGUUCAACAGUCCCGCCACUGCGGUCUUGUGGAUACCUCUUCAAGUCGACCAGACAUGUGCAACGAUAAUUGUUGGCUUUGAGGAUGGAGUGAUCAGGCUGUUAAGAGUUCAAUACCGAAAAGAUAGAAAUCACAAACUUCCCAAUAUUGCUCACCAAGAACUGAAACUCUGUGACGUCAUGAAACCUCACAAUCGUUCUGUCGUGUCUUUGGUUUAUAAUGCGGUCAAGGAUUCACGUGAUAGCACAGUUUUCUUUUUUACUGUUUCCGGCAACAAGUUCAGUAGGAUUGGAUUCGUCAACACGCCAGCACCUGUCACUUACCUGGCUUGCUCCCCACCAUCUGCGGUACCCCAGAGUUUAUUGGUCUCCUGCCUGGAAGGUCAUGUAGUUGAUGUUGACCUAACGAACGUUCUAAAGUUCGACAACUCAACAACCUACCGAAUGCAGGGCAUGGCCAUCAAGAUGUUCAAUGCAGCGACUAACCACAUGAUCUUUGGUACGCAAGAUGGACGACUGCUGGUCUACUUGUCUGAAAGGAUUCACGAUUCGGUUGGAGGCGACAUAAAGCACAUCUCCCUGAGUUACGAUUUAAAGAGCAUCUUCACAGUCGGCUCUGACGGAAACGUAUUCAUGUUCGACUACAAUCCCAAACGGAAAUCGAUCGGUGAGGAAGGCGAAAAUAAGGAGAAAAUGAUUGAGGAAAAGAGGGUAAAGGAUUCUAGUGAAGAAGAUGAAGAUGAUGGAGAGGAAGAUGAGGAAGAAGAUAAAGAGGAGGAGGAGGAUGUGGAUCUGGAGGGAGCUAUGUUGAUGAGGAGAUCUCUGGAGAACAAGAAGAGGGCGGGGGAGAACCAGAGGACUAAGUUGGAGAUAAUCCGGAAGAUGCAGAGGUCCUUCAGAGACCUCUCUGCAAGGAAUAUGGCUCUAUCCGAACACCUCAGACUUCAUCCUGUGGAGUUCGUGAUGAACAGAAUGUUCGAAGAGGCAGCAGACGAAGUGAAGAAAUUGAAGUUGGACGAAGCCGAGCGGAUGCUUCUGUUCGAGACGACGAAGACUCACAUCACCUGGAAGAAAGUCAGAGAGAGAUACAUGGAACCCAUAGCAUCUGAUCUGAUUACGGUAUGCGGUCUGAGGCACGAUCUGAAGGUGUCCAGCUUCCGACUUGUCAAUAUACCGGUCGAAUUCAUGCAGAAGAUGAACGCCAUCAAGAAUAGCGCUUUUUUAAGAUCCACCAUGCUCCGAUCCAACGCUGAAAAACAAGAUGGCGACAAUGAAUCAAAAUCCAGUCCGGAUGAGGUGAUGCUGACCAGUCAGGAGGCGCAGAACUUCAAGUACAGGCAGCUGUUCUCGAAACUCAUGAAGAUGGGCAACCACGGCGAGAGGAAGAUGAAAACUCUCCAGAAGAUGGAGAUGUGGCGUCUGCAGAGAGAGGCCAGGAGGAAUGAAUGGGAAGAGUUUUUGAAAAGUGAACCUCAGUACCAAGUGGCGGCCAACGAUGACGAUAGCGACAUAACGGAAGCCAAGAGCAACUUGGGCGACAUGAAGCUGAAGAUGGCUGUUGAAAAUAAGAUAACCUCGAGCAAGCAGAUGAUGACUAUGGAGAAAUCCAACAAAGCCAUGGUCAAUCAUUUGUUGUUGCUUCACGAGUGCAAGCAGACGUUCAACGAGCAGCUUCAGGACCUCCGCCAGCACAAGCGCCAGCUGCACAAGAUGUAUGCUAGGGCCGAAGAGAGACUCCUUCAGCUGCACGAUCACAUCCCUGUCGGAAUGAGGAAGUACCUCAGUCGGGUGGAUACCUGGUUCGCUAGUCAGGAAUAUCCGGAGAGUAAGUUUACUCUCGAUAGAGCGACAAUACCGAAAGCUCAUGGAAAAUAUACUCUUUUCCAUCUGACACAAAAAACAGCAGCAGCUACAGCAACUGCAACGGCCAUAAAACCCCAGCAGCAGCAGCAGUUAUUUCCCUUACCUGAUAAUUACAUCAAUGAGAAAAUCAAGAUUAAAAAACAAAUGCAAUGUUUGUACGAGCAAGACAUGUUGAUAGAGGACAUAAGCAGGAGGUUGAGGCACUUCGACGCCAUGCUACUGCACGUCAGGGACAUCAAGUUUUCACUCGACAGUUUUGUUAAACAAGCUGAAUUGAGAGAGUUCUUGCUAUUGAAGGAGUUGCUGAAAGUGACGGAGAUGUUUGCUGGCGAAGAAGCUCUUACUGGAGUUCUCGAGUCCAAAGUUAAAGAUGAAGCCGAAUUACUGAAGAAGAUAGAAGAGCUGAUGUCCAAGAUUGACAAGUGCCAGAAGGAAGUGGUGAGGUUGGCAUCGCAGUUGGCCUCCCAAGAGAAACAGUUCCUAUCCAUCAUACCCGAAGCUUACAAGUUCAAUGAUUUCCUCAUCAAAGUUUAUAAGCAGAAAAUUCGAAGAAGGGUUUUGAUUGAGAGAAAGAGUAUUACUGCUGGACCAGAUGAGGACGAAGACGACGACGACGACGAAGAUGAUGAUGAUGAGGAGGAGGAAGAUGAUGAUGAUAGCCUGGAUGAGGACGACAACUACAUGAAUCUGGAUGUCUGUCCGGAGGGCUGCAACAUUGCUCUAAUGGAUCUAGCUGAGAAGGUAGCGGACCUGAAGAAACAGAAAGAUCAGGCGAUGAAGGAUUUGGAGGUUAAGAAGAAGAUCGUCAAGAGCGCUCAAGAGGAAGCUACAAAGGCCGCCAUCAAUCUCGACCUCUAUCAGGUAGCGAAAUUGAAAGCGGUGAAUGAAUUCUACACGGUAGUCGUACUGGUCUUCAAGCAGAUCGAGUGUCUGGACGAAGAUAACGAACGGAUGACCAGUGACUUGGACGGCACUCUCGCCAUCGACUACAGCCAAUUGAAAUGGCUCGAGAAUAGAAUUGACCAGCUGGAGAAGGAGGAGACCCAGGAAAAGCACAUCCUUCUGCUUCGCUCUAAAACUCGGAUGAUGAAGCGAAUAGCGGAAGCCGAGGCUGAAACUCGAGUGGCGAUGCUACAAAAGUUUGGUAAGCUGUCGAAAAUUGAGAAGAUGGAAGCGGAGUUAUCAAACGAGAUGAAGAUCAACACUGACAUCCUCAACUACCUACUGGCCUACAAAGAUAUCUCUGAUGAACUUGCCAACGAUCUCAAUAGAACUCAAAAUCAUAUGAUGGAGCCGAUAAGAAUAAAGAAGCAAAUGCAAAUGGUAGUGGAUCAGUUCCAAGAGUUAGUGGAGCUGAAGAGGACGAGGUACCAACUGCUCUACUGUACUCCAUCGUCAUUUUUGUGA
Molecule: messenger RNA, 5034 nt
Organism: Helobdella robusta
Lineage: Eukaryota; Metazoa; Annelida; Clitellata; Rhynchobdellida; Glossiphoniidae
Exons: 34
Coding region: 1-5034 (1677 amino acids)
Molecular function (GO): protein binding
Source: RefSeq, a predicted model, not a curated record